AUGGUCCUUGCCGCCUCCCAAAACAGUCGCUGUAAGGAAGCUAUCCGGCUCGUCGGGCUCUCCGGCCCCUGCGGUGAUCGUCUAGCUACAGCGCUUGGCGUAGCCCGUGUCUCGGCCAUCGCGAUAUACGAUGAUACCGCCCCGGCCCGAGCUUUAGUAGACUACCAUGCCACCCACCUCCUAGCUGGGGAUGGGCGCGCUCCAAGGCAAGACUAUCUCCUCAAGCUCACAGAGAAGGAGCCCUCAAAGCCCAAGAGCACCAGCAGAUGGAGGCCGCUCGGCAGCUACAAAGUCAGUAUAAAGGAGCUAAGAGAAGCCAUUCUACUUCCCAAGCUGGCGGCGGCCCUGCUCACCGAGGUGGUGGUAGCCAUCCUCACUCAAGGACACAAGGUGAAGCCCGAGGUCGUCGACUGGCUGAAUUACAAGGAUGAGACUGCAUCAGCGAAACCGGGAGAAAGCAGUGUCACUGCCCGCGACACAAAACCACAGAAAGAUACCAAGCCUCAAGAUGAGUAUGAAGUCCAGUCCAAACAAGAGGUCGCUGCCGUUGAGAGUUGCGACCCAGAGAAAGCUGACGACGGCACCAAAAUCCCUUCGAAGGCCAGUCAAGACCUGGCCGCUGCUUCAAAACCAACCAAAAUUGCCACAACCAAGAUAAGCGAGAGGAUUUCCCAUGUCGGCCAGGAGGGGCCCCUCGCAACAAAGAUCCCGGGCCAGGUUGUCGCCAGCAACGAAGAGAAGGAGAAUGAUAUCCCCUGA
Parascedosporium putredinis is the source of this 759-nucleotide messenger RNA. The record is from the annotation of a GenBank genome assembly. NCBI's taxonomy places the organism in Eukaryota, Fungi, Ascomycota, Sordariomycetes, Microascales, Microascaceae.